AUGGCUCUUAGGUCCACCGCUCUUGCCUCCGCCGGCUGCGUGCUGCUGCUAGGCCUCCUGCUGGGCCUCCUGCGCAAGCUGCCUGAUGCAGACGACUUCGAAGCUGUCUCCAAAAAGUUGGAGGAGCAGGGGUGGGAUGCGGCGGGCGAGGUCAGGCGACACGGCAAGGUCAGCAUCCACGGACUCAGCGAGUAUUCGAAGCGCGCCGACCUUACGCGCGGUCACAUCGAUCCGCGCGCCGAGCCCGUUCUCUAUUUCGUCGGAACCACGCCAGGCUCGCGCGUCCUGAAUUACAUCGGAAAGUACACCUUGUGGCGCGGCGUCCUUCUCAAUGGCAGGCCAACCUACCGUUCGGAGGUCGACUCAGACGUUGGGCUGUGGUACUCGCGCACUGGGCACUGGUACAUCGGCGAUUACGAAUGGCUUGGGCUUCCUGGCGGGCAUGCCUUUGCGGCCUCGGCACACGGCGCAAAGUGGAACGCAGCGCGCAAGGCUUUGUUCGUGCCAGCCGGCGUAUCGCUGGCUCCCUUUGCGCGCUGGCUCCCCGAGGGAGCACAGAUGACUGCACCCCCUUCGCUCGGCAGUCUUGACUCUGUAGAGGCGCCGGAUCUCCAGCUGUUGCCAGACGGCAAUGAAGCUCGACUCGCGCUCGAGCGUCUGCCCGACUUGCAACUCUCGGCGCCCGACUCCUCGCGCGCGGUCCGCUUCAAUGUGUCAAAUCCAGACGAGUAUGCAGGGUCGGUGGCAAUCCCUCUUAUCCUUGUCGGGGUGCUAUCGAUUCGACCGGGUCUCACCAUCCACGGCCGGCCUGCGUACAACUUGCGGCCCGUUGUAGCGAAGCAUAUUCACCCAGCAGGGAUCGGCCUCAGCUUUGGGUACGACGGCGCGUGGUGCGUUGGCGACUACGAUCGGCUGGGCAACAGCAGCCAUUGCUACCUCAAGGCGUACGACAGCGCGCUUGACCCCUUGGAAGUGAACGCGCCCUGGAAGCGAUGGCUGGACUCCCAAAAGCGAUGGAUCCCGGUUCUGUCGAUGAGCUUGCGUGCCGCUUCGUAUGUCGGCAGCGACUUGCUACUCUGCGGGUUGACGAGCCCAGAGCUGCGCCGGCGUGCGAUUUUCUCAUUCGUGAGGCUAAAACCAAGCGACGAGUCGCUGCUGGAUACACUGGUUGCCUUCCGACGCGUUUCGUGGGACAGAGCCGUAGGACCAGGGUCCUAUUACACGCGCGAAGGGCAGCCUAAAAAGGUCGUGCUCCUGCACCAUGACCUGAGUGCAACUUGGUUCAUGACCACGCCGGACGAGCUCAGAGCCGAAACGGAGAUGGAGUCCAGGAAGGCGUGGAUGUAUAACCGAGACGCUAGCCCGUUCGCCGAAGACGUGCAGAACCCUUGGAUGCGGUCGACGGGCCGUUGGCAGUCAGCCGCCGGCUUUGCUUGCCUACCGAUGGGCUCAGACCCGGAGUCCAAGAGCGGGAAACGAUGGCAAGCGAGGGCAGAUGAGCAAAUCGCAUGGCAGGAAGGCCGCGCUGGCCCCGAGGCUAAUGCGCGCCAGCCAGCGCUGCAGCUGAGCAUCGCUGACCUCGCAGAGGUGCCAUUAGACGCCGACGCAGACACGGUGUGGAUGGAGAGCAUGGGAGGCAGCAGCACGCCUGCCCAAGCAGACGAACAAAUGCCGCUGUGGGAGGCCUCGCGCCAUUUCACCGGCUUUGGUGCGCGGUAUCUGCCCGAAGGCCGAAUGCCCGAUGUGCCGCCAAGCGUGCACCGCAUGCAUUCGGGUUUAUGGCACGGGACUGGCGCGCACUGGCACUAUCUUCCAUCGUGCGGCGUGGCGCCUAUGGAGCGCGACUACCUAUCCGACCUCCUCUCGCACGGCCUCCGCCUGCUCUCCGAAGCUGCGUGGUCGAUCCAGAAGGACGCGGUGCGCGGCUGCAUCCUGGGCAUCGCGCUCUUCUCGUUUCGCUUCCUGCAGCAGCGAGUUGUGCACACGCCAGUCAAAAGAGACCCAGGCGACCCGCCUCCGCGCCCGGCGAGAGGCCCCAGGCUGCUGGCCGCCGUGCUGCUCGUGCUCGGCGGCGCUUAUGCGCACCCGGCGGAAUGCGCUGCCGCGCUCGCCGCACUCGUGGCGACCGACUACCUCAACCUGCUCGUCUUGCUCGACGCCUCGGACCCUGUCCUGAGGGUUGGCCGGCCGGGCCGUCGCGCGAUGACGCCGGACUGCACAAAGACUGGCGAACAUGGGGAGAAGCCGCAACGAGCGCUCCUAGUUUUCACCCCUGCCGUCAUCUUCAACGUGCACGACCACACCGCGCUUGACACCUAA
Molecule: messenger RNA, 2319 nt
Organism: Emiliania huxleyi CCMP1516
Lineage: Eukaryota; Haptophyta; Isochrysidales; Noelaerhabdaceae
Exons: 8
Coding region: 1-2319 (772 amino acids)
Source: RefSeq, a predicted model, not a curated record